Ooceraea biroi (clonal raider ant) is the source of this 5303-nucleotide messenger RNA. Its product is annotated as zinc finger protein OZF. Gene Ontology annotation, biological process: regulation of transcription by RNA polymerase II. The record is from RefSeq and is a predicted model, not a curated record. Gene Ontology annotation, molecular function: DNA-binding transcription factor activity, RNA polymerase II-specific; RNA polymerase II cis-regulatory region sequence-specific DNA binding. NCBI's taxonomy places the organism in Eukaryota, Metazoa, Arthropoda, Insecta, Hymenoptera, Formicidae.
AUGGCGAGUAAAGAUUUUGCUAUGAGCGGUCGUUCUCGGCAGAAUCAAGCGAUAUCCGACGCGGAGUACCUGAAGAUCGUCGACAGCGUCAAACCGUGCAGGAUUUGCCGAGAAAUUAAAAUAAAGAAGGAGGUUCUAGACGAGAUCGAGAAUUUUUCCGCCAACGACGAGCUGGAUAUUGAACAGCAUGUCAAGAGCGAACCGUUGGAAGAAGUAUCGCGCCAUGAAAAUUCCGAACGGACCCCAGAAUCAGACUGUCAGAGAAAUGCAAGCGUUUCACUUUCUCGGAGACAAAUGGACGGGUAUACUGACUUAAAGGAAUACAUCGUGGCAUUGACAAGGGGAAAGCUUUUAAUGUGCAGCGUCUGCAGGAUCGAAUUUCCGAACGAGGCCGAAUUCAGGACUCACAUGAUCGUACACAGCCAUGGAAAAUGUUUCCAGUACAACGGACAAUUUCCUAGAUCGUCAACCUUAAAAGAUCACUUGCAUAUGCAUUUUAUUCCGAAGCCUUUCGCGUGCAGACAAUGCGAGCUCCAAUUUCAGAAUGAACGCGAGUUGAGGAAACACCAGACUAAAACGCACUCCGAACCCUUCGAGGCUUCUUUCCGUGGCAAGAAGAAGCCGUUGCAACAGCGGUCGCUGCGCGAUCUCGAGCUGAUGAACGGUAACGCGAGGUCUCACGAGUGCGCGACCUGCGGCAAGAGCUUCCUGAGGUCCAGCAGCCUCCGGACUCACAUGAUCGUCCACACCGCGGACUCGCCGUACGCGUGCGAUCUCUGCCCGGCGAAAUUCAAGAGAUCGUCCGUGCUGAAGACGCACAAGCUGACGCACACGGGCGUGAGAAGAUUCGAGUGCGACAUCUGCAAGCAUCGUUUCCACCUGAAAGGCGCGCUCAAGCACCACGUACUGGCGCAUUACGGUAUCAGGCCCUAUAAAUGCGAAGAUUGUGGCAAGUGCUACAGGAGAUCCUGGGGACUGAAAGUGCACAGAUAUCGACAUACUGGCAUAAAGCAAUUCGAGUGCGACUUCUGCAAGUUGCGCUUCAGUGUGAAGACGAAGCUCGCGAAUCACAUUUACACGCACAUCGGCGAGAAACCUUACAAGUGUGACAUCUGCGGACGUCAGUAUGGCGAGAGAUACCAAUUGAAGGCGCACAGAUGCACGGCAUUAUCCGACAACUCAUUGGGACGAAAAGCUGCUCAAAUUUUAUUCUUCCAGCCAAGGCUGUUGAAAAAUCUGAUAAAAGUAAAUUAAAAUCAAUAUAUCAUCAAACAUAAUAACGUAUGAUAAAGUAGAAAAUAUUGUAUUAUAAAUUAAAUUUGCAAAUUUGGACUUUUCCAUUCGAAAAGAUUAUUAAGAAUGUCGAAUUAAAUUACUAAGAAGACAAUAAUUCUCGAAAGCAACUCUCGAAAAGGAGGCGCAUAGAUAUCAUUCGUAAAUUAAUUUAAUUAUUAUCGAUCACGAUUGCUUUUUUAAUAAUAAGACUGGUUUCUCGAUACAAUGGUCGGUCGCCAUUUCAUUCGUGAUCAAAUCUAUCCUCGCGGAUCCCAUCCGUGUUUGCAUGAAGCUUAAUAAGGCACGGCCUUAAUAAGCACUUCGCCGCAGAACAAAACACCGAUUAAUCCCAGACUGAACCGACUCCGAUACGAAUUGGUUUCGAGCUUGAAGCUGGCCUGCCGACUCGCAUGGAGGAGAGGUCGGCUUAGGUUCGUCAUCAACGUAUCGUAUAUAAUCACAGUCUUUAUUCGAUAUUGCUCAAACGUGACCGCUGGGAUCACCGAACGGCGCAGCGGAAUUAAUGCAGCUUCCACGACGUAACGACCAUUUCAGAGAGAGUAAUUAUUUACUUUGUCGAUGGUACUUAUCUCCACGUGUUUCGCUGCGCGAUGUCUCGUGAUAUGCCAUGUCGCGCUUGGACAUCGCGCGCGAUCGUUUACGUAAUUUACAUUCCUGUCGUGGAGAAAUCAUAUUUCGCAAUACAAAUAAUACGCGCGCGGUGUCUUCCUACCGGCAAUAUCUGAGAAUUAGUUACCUCUUCCUUGAUUUCGUCAAAACUUACGCUCUGCCAGAUCUGCAGGAUAAAUAAAGUACGAGUGAUGUUACGAGGCGACUCUCACUUCAUUCUUUCUGGUUCCGUAGAUGAAUGUCUUUCGUGAUAAUCAGGCUGAGACAUAAGCAUUGUUAAAGCAACAAUUUUAAUUUAAUUUACAGCAAAUUUGCAAACUUGAGAUUUAUCAGCAGAAAAACGAAUGGUUUUGCAAAUGUAGAACAUGCAAUUACCAGAGAUAUUAAUGUAGCGCCUCUUUGGCGGCCUCCUCGGGAGUAUCUCGAGCGCGUGGGCCCUGCUUAUGUCGCCGCACGUGAGAAUGGUGCUUUAAGGUGCGUGGACACAGCAGGGGCUUGUAGGGAGUAAUCCGAGAUGCUCCGCUUCUUAUCAGAUCGCAUCUCUGAUUCGCGUGCCUUGCGGCUAAACUCUUUGACAGUGCCGACACGUAUCCGCCUUCUGACCCCGUUUCUCUAUUUCGACGCGACAGGAAGUAAAAGAGAGAAAUGUUUUUGCAAUUCAUGCUAUACAUUAAACGAUUUCGAAGAGACUUUUCGAAAGAAAAAUACAAUUUCGUCCAAGUCACUGACAACUUUGAUCAGAGAUAUUAUCUUAACUCAUUCUCUUUUAUUCAAAACCUAAGUUUCUUAUAUUAUGUAUAAUUUAAUCCUCAUAUUUGCGUAUAAAUAAUAUAUAUAUAUAACUUAGAAAAAUUAUAUACAUUGACACAAGUUGGAGUAGGAAUUAUUAUCUUCGACUUUUUCCAGUGAUGUCGACGUUUUAAAGAGAAAUAAAACUGCAUGACGUUUAACAAGAUUGUCGCGUAAAUCUAAAUCUAAAUAAACCUCGUUCUGUCCAUUUGGACUUUUACAACUUCCUAGCAACAGUGCGAUUUAAAUACGCGGAUUUCGCGUCUAUAUCUCUCGCCUAAUUAUGCCUGUGCUUCGUGAAAUCUACGAUCUGACAGUUCGCGUACGGGCGUUACACACAGCGGCACGCAGAGAGUCACGCCAAGUCCUAAUUAUUUAGAUAACGAUCAUAGCGGUUUAAUUAUAUUCCUUCUCCCCUCUGUCGCGCUGCUCCGUUCGCCGGUAUGCUAAUGACACUUAAUGCAGAUAGCAACGCCGAUACUAUUUGCCGUACCGGCUGCUAAUUGCGAGCUCACAAUUACGUGCGCGUCCAGCGGACGACGGAUUUGGAAACUCGGGGAAAUAAUACGUAACGACUUCAGCCGUCGAUCCUCGUUGUGCAUUUCUAUUAUAUAACGUCGCCACUCUUUCCGGCCAAUCGUGAUAAGACACACAUUCAUGUAAAUUAUUUACUCGUUAAUUAAAACAAAAACUACGCGUGGAUAUACUGUAAAUUACAUACUAUAAAUCACAAAGCAUUACGACGGAACAAACUAAUAGAAGAGUUGAUUUUUUUUAUUAUUCUGUACAUUGUAUGCAUUGUUUAACUGGAGAAAUAUUUUACCAUAACAUCUCUUAUAUAAUUGUAGCAGAGGAUUUAUGAAACUGAGUGUAAGUGACAUUUUCCGGUCAAUCUCUCCGCGUGUGCACCACCCGAACGAAUUGGACCUUUCCCAGCGGCUGUCUUGUAGGAAAGGGCGAAAACGGGGGGUGGCGCGGAGAUUCGUAAAAGAAAAAUGGGACGGGGUAUAUUAAAUAACGACGAUGUCGAUUAGUAUUGACAACGGCGAUUAAAGAGCCCGAAUUGCUAGCCGGUAAUGACCGAGCAGGCUGCGCGAGCAGUGAGCACUGUAAUUUCAUUGAUAAUAUUUAAAUACGGGCUUUUGAUAGCUGUCUUCUCUCGGCUGGCAUUAGCACGGACCCUGAAGGGCCCCGGUCCCCUCUCUCCCUACCCGAAUCACUCCGCCUCUGAGAGAUGAGCAGAGGCGUACUAUUUAUCGACCUGGUCCCGUCAUUAUUUCAUCCAACUCUUUCAUCGCCUUGCCCUUGUUAAUCGAUAAUCCGCGAAGACGAAACUCAGCUGCCGACUCCGGCAGGCUUACGUGAAUCGAAGCAGUAUUGAUCCACACGAAGCUUUUGCUGCCACGAUCAAAUUCAUUUGUGAUUUCACACGAAAUUUCACGCGCGCUUCCGCUUUUGGCUAUCACGCUGUCGAUUUUACAGAGAAAAAGAUACCGCGGGCGUGAGAGAGCGGUAAUAUGAAAAAUAAUGCGGACGAUGAUUAUUUGCUUAAAUAUACACGCGAAUUGUUUAGCAAACGACCUCGCUGCGUCUUGCACGUCUUUAAUUAGCGCGACUCCACCUGAUCGUAAUCGCGCGCCGCGCGAUUCUAGGGUUAAUGCGCAUUUAAUUCACAAUACGAAGAGAAACAACGCGGAUAGCAUGACCGGGCGUAUUCCUGAGAUUUUCAAUGUAGAUCCAUCGGCCAACGCGAUCUACAAUUUAAGCAUUACGAUGCGUUAGUCGCUCUGUUCCCAAGAGAGUCCCAAUGUACAACGCGUGGAAUUAUAUUGCUUCCUUAUGCAUUUAUGUAAAAUAUUGUAACAUAUAUUCACACAUGAAACGUAUCACGCAGCAUCUGGCAGCACUAAACAGUGAAGAAGAGGAACAUAUAAAGUUACUUAAUGAGAUCACGUAGCGCGUUGCCUCGCACAAAAUAAGAAAAGAUAUAUCUACAUAAUGAUAAAUAAUAGUUUAGAUUUAACGAAAAAGCAAAUUAUCCUGUGGUAUACUCUACGUUUGCGAAUACAUAUUUGGAGAGCGGGGUUUUUGCACGCGGAUGCAAGCCGAUACAAUCUAAUUGGAUAUGAAAUUAAGUCAACGAAAUUCCAGCAAAAAUCCCAGCGGCGCGGUGAAAUUUGAAAUUUAUAUCUCCUGCCUGCGCAAGCGAGCUGUUUCGCGUACGCUGAUGCAUCUGUCAUCUUUUUCUGCGGAGUAAGAGUCCACCGAGUGCAUAAUUGCGCUACUGUACAACCUUCUCGAGAACGACGUGCAUCGAGCGCUCACUCGAGAAGGUUCAUCGAUUUACUGGUACGUCAUUAAAAAAAUAUUUAAUCGAGGUAGCGUUUCUUGCAGCGCGCGGACAAGCUGAAUCCACUUAUGUACUGAAAUAAUAUGAACAAUACAGAGCGAUACGAGGCGAUAAUUAAAAGCGUAGAAACAAAAAUAGCGUGAGUGAUGCGAUUAAAUAGACACGCGUAAUAUUUAAAUACUAACAGUUACAUGUAAAUGCAACUAACGCAAAAACAAAUAGAACAACAUAUUUACUAUAAUAAAUUAAAUUUAAAGCU